Synchiropus splendidus (mandarinfish) is the source of this 3053-nucleotide messenger RNA. It is a transcript of the gene ext2, whose product is annotated as exostosin glycosyltransferase 2. The record is from RefSeq and is a predicted model, not a curated record. Gene Ontology annotation, cellular component: membrane. Bases 174 to 2333 code for a protein of 719 amino acids. Gene Ontology annotation, molecular function: glycosyltransferase activity. The transcript is spliced from 15 exons. NCBI's taxonomy places the organism in Eukaryota, Metazoa, Chordata, Actinopteri, Syngnathiformes, Callionymidae.
UGAGGUACAAAGCAGAAGAAGAAGAAGAGCUCUCGGACUUCCUGGGGCUAACGGUACUGUGGCUACAUAGCUUAGCGCGUCUGCUGGACCACGGACCGAUGCCAUGAUUUAACGAAAGAUGGAUACCUGACCUGUUCACAAUCGAGUGGCUGCUGGAGAGAAGGGAUUGCAGUAUGUACGCCUCUGGGAAAUACAGCUCGCGGGGUCCAGCCCUCAUUCCGCGCAUGAAAACCAAGCACCGAAUUUACUACAUCACCCUUUUCUCUGUGGUGUUGCUUGGACUCAUUGCCACGGGGAUGUUUCAGUUUUGGCCUCACUCGAUCGAGUCUACAGCCGACUGGACCUUGGAGAAGCGCAGUGUCCAUGACGCCCCUCUGUUCCGCCUCCCUGUCUCCAGCCCAAUUCCUGAGAGAGGAGACCUCAGCUGCCGCAUGCACACUUGUUUUGAUGUGUACAGAUGUGGAUACAAUCCAAAGAAUAGAAUCAAGGUUUAUAUUUACCCACUGCAAAGGUUUGUGGAUGAAGUCGGUGUUCCUAUCAGCAGUACUGGACUGUCAAGAGAGUAUAAUGAUCUCCUCAGCGCCAUCUCCGACAGUGAUUUCUACACAGAUGAUGUCACCAGAGCUUGUCUUUUUAUCCCAUCCAUUGAUGUGCUGAACCAAAACUCACUGCGCAUCAGAGAGACUGCGCAGGCUCUUGCAAUGUUACCCAGGUGGGACAGAGGGAUGAAUCACCUCCUUUUCAACAUGUUACCUGGCGGCCCUCCAGACUACAAUACUGCUUUGGAUGUCCCUCGAGACAGAGCACUUUUGGCUGGUGGUGGCUUCUCAACGUGGACUUACAGACAGGGUUAUGACGUCAGCAUUCCAGUUUACAGCCCCCUCUCUGCCGAUGUGGAACUGCCUGAUAGACAGCCCGGUCCCCGGCGUUACUUCAUUCUGUCCUCUCAAACUGCCAUUCACCGAGAGUAUCGCGCUGAACUGGAGCGCUUGAAGGAGGAAAAUGGUGAAGCUCUGCUCCUCUUGGAUAAAUGUAGCAAUCUUUCUCAGGGCGCUGCAUCUGCACGCAAGCGCUGUUACAAGGGGCAAGUGUUUGACUAUCCCCAGAUCCUGCAGGAAUCCUCAUUUUGUGUGGUCUUAAGAGGGGCACGUUUGGGUCAGGCCACCCUCAGUGAUGUGCUGCAAGCUGGCUGUGUCCCUGUCAUUCUGGCUGACUCCUACAUCCUUCCCUUUUCUGAAGUGCUCGACUGGAAAAGAGCUUCAGUGGUUAUUCCAGAGGAGAAGAUCUCUGAGAUGUACGCCAUCCUGAAAAGUAUUCCACAUAGGCAAGUGGAGGAGAUGCAGAGACAGGCACGUUGGUUUUGGGAAGCCUAUUUCAGCUCCAUGAAGGCCAUUGGCUUGACAACACUGCAGAUCAUCAAUGACCGCAUUUACCCAUAUGCUGCUCGCACUUAUGAGCAGUGGAACAAUCCACCUGUUGUGAAGUGGUCGAGUGUGAACAGUCCCCUGUUUUUGCCCCUGAUACCACCGCGAGCCCCAGGAUUCACAGCAGUGGUGCUGACGUACGACCGCGUCGAGAGCCUCUUUCGUGUCAUCACUGAAAUAAGCAAAGUGCCCAGUUUGGCCAAGCUGCUGGUAGUUUGGAAUAACCAAAACAAAAGUCCCCCUGAAGAGUCUCUUUGGCCCAAGAUCAGUGUCCCUCUUAAAGUUGUACGAACCAAAGAGAACAAACUGAGUAACCGAUUUUUCCCGUAUGACGAGAUUGAGACUGAGGCGGUGCUGGCAAUUGAUGAUGACAUCAUCAUGCUGACGUCCGAUGAACUCCAGUUCGGCUACGAGGUGUGGCGGGAAUUCCCCGACAGGUUGGUGGGAUACCCGGGUCGGCUGCACCUCUGGGAUCACGAGAUGGGAAAAUGGAAGUAUGAGUCAGAGUGGACCAACGAGGUGUCCAUGGUUCUUACUGGUGCCGCCUUCUACCACAAGUACUUCAACUAUUUAUACACGUACAAGAUGCCGGGGGACAUCAAGAACUGGGUGGAUGCGCACAUGAACUGCGAAGACAUUGCCAUGAACUUCCUGGUGGCAAACAUCACCGGCAAGGCUCCGAUAAAGGUGACCCCCAGGAAAAAGUUCAAGUGUCCCGAGUGCACUGCCAUCGAUGGGCUGUCCCUGGACCAGACGCACAUGGUUGAGAGAUCUGAGUGCAUCAACAAGUUUGCGUCCGUUUUUGGAACAAUGCCUCUGAAGGUGGUGGAGCACCGAGCCGAUCCAGUCCUCUACAAGGAUGACUUUCCUGAGAAACUCAAGAGUUUUCCGAACAUCGGCAGCCUCUGAGCGCUGUGCUGUGCUGUGCUUGUGCUUGGACUCAUUACAAACGGAACACGUCAUCCGUCUCUACAACGCUCUGGUUUUACCGAGAUACCUGUUACUGAAGUGGUGCAUGUUCACGUCAUCUUUCAGGUUCAUGUUUAUUUAUAUUCUAAGCCUGCAGAGCAGUUCAGUUUAUUUCCUGUAGGUCGCAAAGACCAACGACAGAAUACUGUCACGGAAGAUCGAGAAACUGCUGUUAGUCGAAACCCCAUAGGGAACGUGUGAAUGUGUGUUUUGAACAGAGGUGUAAAUAUAGUUAAUAAUUUAUCAUGCUAUAUUCAGAAUAUUUUUCGCAGAUAUUACGAGUCUCUGAGUGAGAGAGAAGAAAAUAAACUCUAUCAUUUGUUUCUCCGUCAGUCAAGGAAUGUGCCAUCGUGGUGUAAAUUUCAUCCCGUGAAUAUCAAAAAAGUAUCUUACUGAAGAAUAUAAACAACCUGCUGAAUCCUGCCCUUCCCCACCUCCAAGUCACGGCUCUUCAUAUGGACUCACGUUUUUAUGCUUGUGAACUUUAUAUUUCAUUUGACGAAACAGUUAAAAACUGUGAAAAUAAGGUUUUAGUUUUUUUCAUGUUUUGUGCCCAUCUGACUCACAACUUUUUACCGUUUUAUGUCCUUUUUUUUCAGCAAAUUGUUUAAUUUUUUUUAGUAUCUAUGAUUGUGAUUAUAAUAAAAAUGACAAAACACA